Messenger RNA from Fusarium subglutinans, 765 nucleotides. RefSeq lists its product as uncharacterized. NCBI's taxonomy places the organism in Eukaryota, Fungi, Ascomycota, Sordariomycetes, Hypocreales, Nectriaceae. The record is from RefSeq and is a predicted model, not a curated record. The transcript has a single exon. Bases 1 to 765 code for a protein of 254 amino acids.
AUGGCCGAGUUCAAUCUCCUCCAGUGGACUAUCAUCCUCAUUCUGAUCGCUGUCAUUCUGUCCCUCAUCGUCCUCGCACAGAUCAUCUCCUCUUACACGGCCGCGUACCAAGCGGCGCCGCUCGAAAUUGCAGCAUUUCUUGACACUGCCGACUUUUCCGUCCAGGAGAACGAGAGCUAUGAUCGUGACGUCGCAAAGGUGCAGCGCCUUGAUGAUAAGAUACGUUUGACACGGCUCCUAAGGGAGAUUCAGAAGACGGGCGAUGAUUUGCGUGAGGAUAUCAAUAGUGUGGUGAUCGAGGAGGACACCACCAAGUUAAAGACUUCCGCCAGGCUGUUGUGGGCGUCGAAGCGAUCGAGGUUAGAGGACCGGGUUCGCAGACUCGACAUGCUACGCAUGCGCUUCCUUGUCGUUUAUAUGGGCGUCGUCGCAUCACAAACAAGCACCACUACUCGUGAGAAACCCUCUGUGCCGCCGCCGCCUUCGCCGCCUCUACCUACGGCAAGGGAUCUGGAAAAGCCAUCGGUUUUUAAAACGCCAACCCGCCCUGCUCUUCCUAGGGGCUUAAUGGAGGGUAUCAUCAACCGUCCUCCCUUGCGCAGUUUGACUACCCAGGCUCUCGUUAACCACCCAGAGCCAAUACCAAAACCUAGCCGUAAGGGCUGGGCGGGAGUUGUUCAGGAACUACAAACAUCGCCUAAAAUGCAUCAACGUCAUGCUUCUAUUGAGCGCGCAAUGUCAAGGUCAUAUUCCAAGUCUCCAUGA